AUGUCGAGCGAGCUUUCCAAUGCACUCAACCCCAAUAUCGUCACAACUCGAAGGCAAAGACCCGUAGAUGUCUUAGUGCCAGCCCGUGUUCCACUAGUCGAGCAGCCGCGGCCAUUCAUUCCACACAGGAGUGAAUUAGAGUAUGCUAUCGUCGAGCCACCGGCCCAGCCACCGCCAGCUCCUGCGCAGGCACCUCCGCCGGCAGCGCGAACGACUGUUGCUGUCAAUGAGCUCCUUCGUGUGUUCUCAGCCACCAAGGAGGCUGCAGAAGUAGAGCGAAGGAGGAGACUUGCAUGGGAACAAGACCAAGAGACCAAGAGUUCUCAGAAACAAGCUGAGAUGGAGCAGCAGAUCCUCGCAAUGCGUGAGGAGAUGUCUGUCCUCAAAUCUUAUGUCGCUUGGCGCGCGGUUUCGGACGGUAGACAACCCAACGGAUCCGUGCAGCCCACGGGGCGCAUACAGGCCAUCGAGGCUGGUCCAUCAGAGCCUAUCGUACAGUCUCCAGAUGUGCAGAACGUCUCAGCCAUCCAGUCGCCAGAGUCUCAUUUAGGCUCGAUACAAACAUUCACACCGCCGACUCCGACUCCCGCACCGACGGUCCCUCGCAGUUCAAAUACCUUUGCGUCCAGACAUGUCCCAUGUAGCCUUCCUACCCAUCCUGUACCGUCACGACAUACCAGUCCCGCUAUUUCAGAAACACAUCGACAUUCGGUAAUGCAUGGCCCGUCGUCCAUGGCAUCGUAUCCCCAACCCAAUAUAGCAAAUCCACAACCAUUAAUGCCACACGCAGACCAACAUGGUUCACCCUCAUUUGUGGAAGGGUGCUCUUCACGACCAUUGUUGUCGCCAGCACAUACACCGCAUUACAUCGCUUCUCCUACCAGUACCCAUACUCCUCUGUACACGCCGGUACCCCCUACACCCAGUCCAAGUCUCCCGACCCCACCGGAUAGCGCUUUUGCAACGCCCCCUUUGACUCCGAUGACCGUACCGCGCAAGAGGCCAACAAUUACUACGGAAUAUAGCACGGACGAGGAGGGAAGUAGCUCAGAUGAAUCAGCACGGGAAGGCCGGCCUCGCAAACGCUUUAACGGACAUGAUGAUCGUUGCCUGACCAUUCAUCAUGCAAUGCGCUUGCACAUAUCCAGAAUGAUGGGAAUUUCAAAGGACGAUGAACUCCCAGAUAGCUAUGUUGAAGGCAGAGACGUUCCGACUAACGACUCCAUUCGGUUCGUCUGGGAUAAGACCCCGAAACAAUCCAAGCAUAAUACCGCCAUGAGAGAUAGAGUCUUAAUCGACCUCAAGGCCAAUCGUAACCUCUACAAAUAUGUCCCUGAGAAAGACUUCUCCAGGAAGAGUCUCGAGACUGUCUUCGAACAAACCUUCAGGACUUUUCGGCAGAAGUUCAAGGCGCAAAAGGACAGCUCCGCUGCACUUCAGCUGAAGAAGAGGGAGGGCCAGAAAGCGUCCAAAGUUAGGAGAUUGAGCAGGAAAAAACAUAAGCUUGCUAAUCGGACUGAAGCGCGGAAGAAGCUGGACAUGUUCUCGCAUCCUGCAUUUGAUGGCGCGUUGCAGUUAGAAUGCAUGUCGUCAGAAGAGUCAGGUGAAGAUGAACUUGAACCAUCGACCGACACCGACGAUCGCCAAACGGUACAGUUCCUCUGCAUCCGUCCACUUCCCUGGCGAGCAGAACGAUUGCAGCGUUUCUACGCUGUUCUAGAUGAGCAGCAGCGUGAGGACGUCAGCCAAAAACCCAAACGUGGAGUUGGGCGGAAAGAACGGCGUCUUGGCGGGCACAAAGAGGGUCUUCUCAUACCUCCCGACGGUGUCGCUAGCUGGAUGCUUAGCAAGCGAUGGAUGCGGACGCUGCAGAUGACGCGUCCUGACCUUGUUGACCAGGUCAGGUUGCGGGUCACAGACCCGCCAGGAUUUGACUGGAGCGAGUGCUUCGCGUUGGGUGCCGAGAGCGACGAUGAGGGUCGGCUCACCGAGGUUGUACCACAAGGACAUAUACCUUAUUCUAACGCGAGUUAUUCCCUGGGACAUGCUCUCGAUCCGAUAUCAUGA
Postia placenta MAD-698-R-SB12 is the source of this 2067-nucleotide messenger RNA. RefSeq lists its product as hypothetical. NCBI's taxonomy places the organism in Eukaryota, Fungi, Basidiomycota, Agaricomycetes, Polyporales, Adustoporiaceae. The transcript is spliced from 4 exons. Bases 1 to 2067 code for a protein of 688 amino acids. The record is from RefSeq and is a predicted model, not a curated record.